This is a messenger RNA of Symbiodinium natans, 858 nucleotides long. Lineage: Eukaryota; Dinophyceae; Suessiales; Symbiodiniaceae. The record is from the annotation of a GenBank genome assembly.
AUGGUGGCAUUCGCAGUCAUCGGCCUGCUUGUCAUGUCAGCGGGCUUGGUGUCGGGAGGAACAGUGCAGAUGUUCAGGUCCACUCUGUACAGCGGCGAGAACUGUACAGGGUCAACCGCAUAUUUCAUGAGGAUGCCAUUUGGCUGCUUUGCACAGGGUGCUGGAUCGGCGAAAUUUGAGUGGGACGGCGAAAAUGUGACUUCCUGGAGUUACGGGCAGAGGAACUGCGCAGGAGCGGCUUCGACGGUGGUUGUGACGCCUGGCUGCCACGACAUGCCACCAGUCGGAUUCUAUGAGUACGCGAUUGAUACUCUUGAAGAGGCUGAGAUCCUGAAAGCCGACAUCUACGAGAAUAGCCUGUCCUGCGAUCCUUCGGCCUGGGUUUCCAAUUUGUACGUCACGUUGGAUGAGUGCGUGCCGACCAUGUACACCCCGGGUCUCUGGGUGUCCGCCUCUUGCAAUGGCGAUCAGCUGGUGGCGAGCUACUACACAAGCCACACAUGUGAUCCUGCCACGGCGGCGAACACGAGCCUCGACGUGAGCAGCUGCAUGGCUCUCUCCUCGUCAGCAGCAUUCACGGUUGCCUUCGAUUGGGGGGGUCAUGGCUGUACGACAACCACGACGACAGUCACGUCGAGCAGCACAAGCUCGAGCACCAUGACGGAGACCACCCUCACCGUGACGGUGACCACGGUCACGGCGACCACAUCCACGGCGACCACGGUCACGGCUACGGAUACGUCGACGACCAGCAGCACCACCGAUUUGAGUAAUGAGGUGUCCGGCUCCGAAACUCGGAGCGCUGGCACCGCCUGCCUUUUCUUGCUUUUCAAGUUCUUUGCUGCCCUCUUGUUUUGA